CGGCGCUCGAUUAGCCAGACCUGGAGGGGGCGCGGCGCUGGCGGGGGGGGGGGUCCUCGCGCCGGAGGCCUCCCUCAGAGCCGGGCUGAGUCUGAAGGGCUGGGACCCGGCUCAGGGGCUGAGCCCCCUGGGCUCGCUCCGGCCGGGAGCCCCGCGGGCCCCUGUGUGACCCUGGGCGAGUCGCUUCCCGCCCUGCCAGUCCCGACACGGUCAGCGCGGGUCCGCCAGGCUGCCGAGCCCGAGCCCGCCGAGCCCGGGGCUGUUCGCUUAUCUCGCUGGCGACGGGGUUAAGCCCAGCCCCGCAGUGCCGCUCUCGGGCCGCGGCAAGAGGGGGCCCGGGGUGCGGGCUCGCCUCAGGAGGAGGGCCGGGGUACGAGCCGCGGGAGGGGGAGCUGUCUACGGGAACAGCCCGGACGCGCGUGGGGACGCCCGGCCCGGCCCGGCCCGGGAGUGUCCCAUUGCUCCCAGUGGCCUGAUCCGACCCUCCGGCGUGCAGCGGUUUCCAGGCGCGGGCCCUGGGGCAGGAAAGCCUUUCCGGGGGGGCUGUGUCGCCGUGGCUGGCGUUCGGUAGCGUGGUCCCUCCGGCCGGCCGGCGUUUGAGGAGCCGCGAAAGGGCCUAGCAGGGUAGGAGCCGACCGCAAGUCCAACAAACCUCCAUCCCAGUCGGGGCUCCAUUGUGCUAGGCGUUAUAUAAACACAUAACAAAAAGAUGUUCCAGCCCCCAAUAACUUACAGUCCCAAGUAAAAGACAAGCGACAACAGGUGGAUACAACAAAUAAACAGAACACAAGGACUCAGGAUGGACUUUUUGGCUCUCUUCAUAAUUUAUCUGCUGUUAGUUCUGGCUAGUGUUGUUCUAGUCUGCAUCUAUUCAGGAAGGAAACAGAGUUUUCCUGCAAGAGGCCUCAGUUGCAUAACUCAGGUAUCUUCAUUUGUAAUCCCAACAUGGCUUCAAAGAGCAGCACAGAGGGUGCUUCACAGGCUCUUCCACACACGAAGUUGCCUGUUCGUUGUCCUGCAUUUAGCCUUACAAGUGGCAGUUUAUGGUGAAUACACUUGGGAAGUAUUUGGCUACUGCCAACAGCUAGAGUUCAGUAUUCAUUACCUUCUGCUGCCGUAUUUGUUGUUGGCUGUGAAUAUGGGGUUCUUCAUUCUGUGCUCUGUGACCAACCCUGGUACAAUAACACAAUCAAAUCAGGAGUCCUUUCUAAAGGCUUAUGGAUACGAUGGAGUAAUGUUUCAGAAAAGCACCCUGUGUCCUACGUGCAACGUGGAAAAGCCAGCCAGAUCUAAACACUGCAGUGUAUGUAACAACUGUGUACAUCGUUUUGAUCACCACUGUGUUUGGGUCAACAACUGCAUUGGUGCCUUCAAUAUAAGAUAUUUUCUUGUUUACCUCUUCACUCUGACUGCCAUGGCUGCAAACCUUGCAAUCAUAACAGCAGCAUUUCUAACCAAGGUAGUGCUGCUAUCAAAUAUGAUGCUUGGAAGUUACAUUGAUGAUCAGGGACAAGAGCAUGCAGUUGAGAUUCUCUUUCUUAUUCAGCACCUGUUCCUGACGUUUCCUAGAAUUGUCUUCAUGCUUGGUUUUGUUAUUGUCCUCUCUCUGGUGCUGGGGGCAUAUUGCUGUUUCACUCUGUAUCUGGUCCUGACUAACCAAACAUCCAAUGAAUGGUAUAAAUCUAGAAGAUAUGAAUGUUCUUGCUGUAAGGCGUUGCAGCCCCAUGACAGGCAUAUUGUUUACAGAAAUGUUUAUUCUCAAGGAGUUUGGGUCAAUUUAAAGGAAAUCUUUAAACCUCCUACAAGUUCAGAAAAAAAGAAAAAAACAUGAGGAAAUAGUUACGUAUUUUUUAAUCUAUAUUUACUUUUUAAACUUUUCCUGAAGGAUUUAACUCCAAGAAGAGCUUUUUGCCAGCACCAAGGACUCUUGAAAUGAUACUGUGCUUUUCAUUAAGUGCUGUAGCUAAAGAGUUAUUUUCCUAAAUGACUCGAUUGUAAAAUAUAUUUUUAUAAAGCUGA
Caretta caretta (loggerhead turtle) is the source of this 2019-nucleotide messenger RNA. RefSeq names its product zDHHC palmitoyltransferase 4 (gene ZDHHC4). Gene Ontology annotation, molecular function: protein-cysteine S-palmitoyltransferase activity. Lineage: Eukaryota; Metazoa; Chordata; Testudines; Cheloniidae. Gene Ontology annotation, biological process: protein targeting to membrane; peptidyl-L-cysteine S-palmitoylation. The record is from RefSeq and is a predicted model, not a curated record. Gene Ontology annotation, cellular component: Golgi apparatus; endoplasmic reticulum.